Molecule: messenger RNA, 1462 nt
Organism: Chrysoperla carnea
Lineage: Eukaryota; Metazoa; Arthropoda; Insecta; Neuroptera; Chrysopidae
Exons: 2
Coding region: 140-1462 (440 amino acids)
Biological process (GO): positive regulation of Notch signaling pathway
Cellular component (GO): nucleus
Source: RefSeq, a predicted model, not a curated record
AUUUUACAAGUGUCAAAGUUUUGAAACUGCUAACUUCAUUCCUUUCAACUUUCAACAACACAUGGUGAUGACAUGUGUUGUUGCGCUGGAUUGCAUAAUUUCGAUUUUAAGUAAUAUGUGAGUGCCGAAAAUUAUCGAAAUGGAGAUUUUAUGGAAUUUAAAAGAUCUAUUGCCACCCCCAACAAAUACAUCUAAAGUGAAAAUUCAAGGAACAGAUGUCCUAAACUUACAUAAAAUCAUCAAAAAAUUCUUUCGAGAAUUCGAAAACACACAAUGCAUAAACCAGGAAGCAGCAAUGUUAUCACGUAUAAUUUAUCGUAUGAAAUAUAAAUUUCGUAGCGAUAAAGGUUUCAAAAAUAUGGAAAAAGUGAAUAGAGCUCUUUUACAAUAUUUAAACAUGAAUUACGUUCAAUAUAUCCAAACAUUUUUAAAUACAAUCGAUCUCGAAGACAUCAAUAACGUCGACAUAUAUUUACCAACGAAACAAAUGCUAGAAUAUUUAUUGGUUCGAACUCAAGGUUUUGCAAAAUUAAUGCAACGUAUCAUAGAAUCGUGUGAAAUAACGGCGCAGUAUAUGAGUAGUCGAAUUAGUAUUGGCCAAUCGUGGAAUCUAGGUUUGUUAGUUGUUAGUAAUUGUAGUCGAAUCCAUUUUAUUUCAAAUUAUUUACUUCAAAAGUCGUGUGAGUUUUAUAAUGGAAUUGUUCCAUAUUUGGAUAUAUUACAACUUUCUGGCGUAAAAUGGUUAGCAGAUGAUUAUAAUUUUCCAUCAGAUUUAUAUUUAUGGUUGAAUAUUUCAAAUGAAAAUCCACAAGAAUUUCCUCAAAUUACGAAUGAAACAGGUUUUGAAAUUGAAACAAAUUGUAAUUCAAAUACGAAUAUAGAUUUUGGAGUUAAGAUUGAUCGGGAAUCACUCAACACACAAGAAGGCAAAGCCUCGAAGAAACAGAGAAAAAAUAAGAAUGUCCAAAAUUUACAAUCCAAGGAAAAUUCACAAAAUAAUAAAACAUCUCAAACUAAAGAUAAUACCGGUUUUGAAGCUGAAACGAAUCGUAAUAUUGCAGUUAAAAUAAAAAGGGAAUCAUCACUCAUACCACAAGAUAAAACUUCGACGAAGCGCAAGAAAAUCAAAGGUAUCCAAAAUUUACAACCAAAUGAUAAUGUCCAUAAUAUAAGCUCAGAAGGGAAAGUUUUGGAAACGAAGAAAAACCAAAGCGAACAUAAAGUAGAUAGCAUUACGGAUUUUGAAAGUUUAAGAUCAUUCAUGAGAAAAGAGGAUAAAUAUCGAAAAUCUGCAAAUAAGAAAUCUUUAACCAAACAUGUGGAUUUAUUACAAUGGAAAUUAUUACAAAAAGUUGUUUGUAAAUUUAUGAAGAAAAUGGUUAAGGCUCAAGAUAAUAAGAAAACUACAACAAAAUUAAUUGGGAAAAUUAAAAAAAUUUUGAAAAAUAAUAUUGUGAAUUAA